Pestalotiopsis fici W106-1 is the source of this 1965-nucleotide messenger RNA. RefSeq lists its product as uncharacterized. The record is from RefSeq and is a predicted model, not a curated record. The transcript has a single exon. Gene Ontology annotation, biological process: proteolysis. Bases 1 to 1965 code for a protein of 654 amino acids. Gene Ontology annotation, molecular function: cysteine-type endopeptidase activity. NCBI's taxonomy places the organism in Eukaryota, Fungi, Ascomycota, Sordariomycetes, Amphisphaeriales, Sporocadaceae.
AUGGAUGAUCAAUUUACGAAGCCCGCACAUCAUGCGAUCCUAAUCGGCAUUGAUGCAUAUCAGCAAAAUCCUCUCAAAGGGGCUGUCCAAGAUGUGCUGGAAAUUCAAGCACAUCUUACAGAGACAUUGGAUAGUGUCGACAUCAUCAUGCUGACGGCGCCUAAGACCAUUGGCGUGAAGUCGUCUGUUCCUGUUGAACGCCUACAGCUUUGGCCCACACGCCAAAACAUUUAUUCUGCUUUUGAAGUGGUUACAAAGUCGGCAGAGGCUGGCGAUUUUGUUUACAUACACUUUUCUGGGCAUGGCACCAGAGAAGAGCCCAAUGGCAGGUCCUACAACCAGGCCACAGGCGAUUUAGCACUGGUGGUUCUCACUGGAAAUGAGGAAGACCCUGAAACUUAUCUCUGGGGCCGAAGUCUUGCAUUUUCGGUCAACGCCAUGGUCAACAAGGGAUUGGUGGUUACCCUCGUCCUGGAUUGUUGUUUCUCGGCUAGCGUUUAUCGCCCCCCAGGCUCUGAACGUGGUGGAGUUAACAACCGCUUCAAGCUGUAUGACAAAGCUAUAGCUUCCCGCUUUCCACCACCCGGAAGAAUUUUCGAUGGCAGAAACAGCACCUCGGACAUUCGUGACGCCUCGAUGCUAUCAAAUUGGCUCAUCAAUCCUGACAAAUAUGCGAUACUUGUUGCAUCUGGCCCCCACGAAAAGGCGGGUGAAAUGCCGUUCGAGGGAGGAAAGAUCCAUGGCAUCCUGUCCUAUCUUCUUCUCAGGAUACUGAAGGAGCACGACAGCCUGAAUUCUAACCAUAAACUUGUCUACGAUUGCCUGCGCGCCGAGUUUCGGAGUCGUCAGUUGCGCCAAUAUCCCGUUCUUUACGGGAGCAAGGACCAAGGUUUCUUCGGCCCUCCGAGCUCGGGACAUCUUACAGCCACCGUACUGUUGAGUAGGAAGGCUAAUGGCACGCUUGAAAUACCAGUCGGCCGGGCUCAUGGCGUGCAUGAUAACGACCGAUUUGCCCUUGAACUUCUAGGCUCGGCGGAACCAAGAUCACAAACCGACAUGGUGAUCGGCACGGUUGCUCACGCCGGGACAUUCUCGUCAGAAUUGAAGCCGCUCACCACGCUGCCAGUCCACGGCCAGCAAAGGUGGAGGGCGACCACACUUUCGCAACACGACCUCGGCGGAUAUCCCAUACAACUUUCGUCUAGCCUUCCCGAUAGAGACAAAUGGCUAAUAGCGCUGGCGAAUCGGUCCCUUCACGUCCAUAGUCAUGACGACCAACGUGCAUACUGCUUCGAGGUUGCACUCAAUUUCAAUCAAGAAUACGAGAUUCGAAAUGAGGCGGGUCAGAAGAUCAUGAAUCAGCCGCUCAAGCGCCGAAGUCAGACGAACCUUGAUGAAAUUAGCGACGUACUGAAGCACCUCGCACUAUUCCGCCUCACCAAAGACCUGGGCUGUGAUGAAUCGACAAGUACUUUCCGAAACACCUUUAGUGCUCACCUCAUCAUCAGUGGAACUUCAUUCGACAAAGAUUGUCCGAUAACAAUGGAAGACGGUGCAACAGCAAAUCUGGUGAUAAGGAACCUGGGUGAUGAUGCUAUUUAUGUUUACAUGUACAACCUUGGUCCUUUCUGGCAAGUUGAGAAUAUUUGCCGUGCAACUUACACAGUAGUCACGCCGAAGGAAAGUGGUUCGCGUCGUGGUGGGAUUUGGGAGAAAAAGAUCGUGAUGAAAAUGCCAGACAGAAUGAAGGAGGUGGGUCACCGCUCGUGUGAGGAUAUCGUCAAGGUCUUCGUCUCUUCCCACCCAACGUCUUUCGACUUCUUGGAAUUACCCAAACUUGGGGAACGUACGACGUCAGAACAAAGCCGCACAUCAAACAGAGCGUGUAUUUCUGCAACGGAGCGUUGGACAGCGAUAAAUUUCCCGAUCUGCAUAGUACUCAAAGAAGAUGUAGAGAUCUGUUAA